Sceloporus undulatus (fence lizard) is the source of this 948-nucleotide messenger RNA. RefSeq names its product protein ANTAGONIST OF LIKE HETEROCHROMATIN PROTEIN 1-like. Lineage: Eukaryota; Metazoa; Chordata; Lepidosauria; Squamata; Phrynosomatidae. Bases 1 to 948 code for a protein of 315 amino acids. The record is from RefSeq and is a predicted model, not a curated record. The transcript has 2 exons.
AUGCCGCGUGCUGUUUUUAAAAUGAUUGCUGACGAGCUGCGUCCCCAUCUUUCCCGGCAAAACACACGGUUCCGUAAGGCAGUUCCUGUAGAAAAGCAAAUUGCCAUGGCCGUAUUUUACCUGGCACACGGUGGUUCCUAUGCCACAGUUGGAACUUUUUUCGGUGUAGGAAAGUCUACAGCAUACAAGGCUAUCAUUCAGGUGUUCCUGUGUAUGGAAAUGGUUCUACUACGGAGGGCUGUCUAUCUUGGAGACUAUAGAAAGAUUAUGUCUGGCUUUGAAGCGCUGGGGUUUCCCCAGGUGAUUGGAGCAAUUGACGGCUGCCACAUUACGAUUAAGGCACCUGCUCACGAGGGUGCGCAGUACAUAAAUCGGAAACAGCAACACUCUAUGAUUCUACAGGUGACAUGUGAUCACAAUGGAAAAUAUAUUGAUCUUUACUGUGGACAUUCAGGAAUAAAUCACGACAGUUUUGUCCUGCAGGAAUCCUCUAUCUACCAUGCAUUAAAAGCUGGACUGUAUGUACCCGGUUGUCCGACAUUGACAAUUAAAGGGCAACAAGUCGGGCCACUUCUUUUGGGUGAUAGUGGAUAUCCAAUAAAGCCUUUUCUGCUCAUACCGUUUAAGGUCGGGCAUAGCAGGAGGGAGGGUGUUUAUAAUAAGAGAUUAUCUCGAGCUAGGAUCGUGGUGGAAAGAUCAUUCGGGCGUUUGAAAUCUAGAUUUCAAGCACUGCUGAAAGGUCUAGACCUGUCUGUUGAAAAUUUACCUUCUGCUAUUUUAACUUGUAUUCUGCAUAACAUAAUAGAGACCAAUGGAGAUGUCCGACUUGCACGAAACACUUCUCCUGAGACAUAUGUUAUUGACCCAACUACUUAUAUGACUGAUCAACAGGAGAAGGAAAAGGGGGAAAAGAUUAGAGAUGCCUUUGUGGAGUAUUUCAAUUCAUAA